Molecule: messenger RNA, 564 nt
Organism: Procambarus clarkii (red swamp crayfish)
Lineage: Eukaryota; Metazoa; Arthropoda; Malacostraca; Decapoda; Cambaridae
Product: dentin sialophosphoprotein-like
Source: RefSeq, a predicted model, not a curated record
AUGAAUGACACCAGUCAUAAGAAUGACACCAGUAACAGGAAUGACACCAGUAACAGGAAUGACACCACUCACAAGAAUGACACCAGUAACAGGAAUGACACCACUCACAAGAAUGACACCAGUAACAGGAAUGACACCACUCACAAGAAUGACACCAGUCACAGGAAUGACACCAGUCACAGGAAUGGCACCACUCAAAGGAAUGGCACCAGUCACAGGAAUGGCACCACUCACAAGAAUGACACCACUCACAAGAAUGACACCACUCACAAGAAUGACACCACUCACAAGAAUGACACCACUCACAAGAAUGGCACCACUCACAAGAAUGACACCACUCACAAGAAUGACACCACUCACAAGAAUGGCACCACUCACAAGAAUGGCACCACUCACAAGAAUGGCACCACUCACAAGAAUGGCACCACUCACAAGAAUGGCACCACUCACAAGAAUGACACCACUCACAAGAAUGACACCACUCACAAGAAUGGCACCACUCACAAGAAUGGCACCACUCACAAGAAUGACACCUCUCACAAGAAUGACACCACACAAGAAUGA